Molecule: messenger RNA, 1041 nt
Organism: Dictyostelium purpureum
Lineage: Eukaryota; Evosea; Eumycetozoa; Dictyosteliales; Dictyosteliaceae
Exons: 4
Coding region: 1-1041 (346 amino acids)
Source: RefSeq, a predicted model, not a curated record
AUGUAUUCAAGAGAAGUUAUAAAUACUACAAGAAAUUUAAUUAUUCAACAUUUAGUGUUUGGAAAUUCACUACUUUGUAAGUUUAUAGGGCCAACAAACUCGAGAGGUACAAAACCAAAACAUACUCAUAUUAGAAACUCCUCUACAUCCACUCCCUCACCACCUUCACCACCAAGUAACAAUAAUAAUAAUGGAACAAAUUUAAAAACCUCGAUUGAUGCUACUUUUAUUAAAAAAAGCACAUUAUUUCAAAAUAGUCAAUCAUUAAAAGGAAAAGCUACCUCAUUUGAUUGGGAAAUAUUUGGUUUAGAAUCACAAGUUAUACAAAUGAAUUUAAAUCCAGGUUCAUCAAUAACAGCAGAAACAGGUGCAUUAUUAGAAAUGGAGUCAGAGAUUGAAAUGGAUACAUCAGCAAGAGGUGGAAUUCUAUCAAGUUUUAAAAGAAUGUUUACAGGCCAAGGUUUAUUUUUAACAAAAUUUGUAAAUAAAUCAGAAACUGAAAAAAUGAGAAUUACAUUUAGCUCACCAUAUAUUUCAAAAAUAUUAGCAAUUAAAUUAUCUGAUGUUGGAGGAGAAUUAAUUUGUCAAAAAAAUGCAUUUUUAUGUGGUGAAGAUACAGUUGAAAUUGAACCUAGACUAACCAAAAACUUUUCAACAGGUUUCUUUGGUGGGCAAGGUUUUAUAUUGCAAAAACUUAGGGGAAAUGGAAUGGUAUUUGUCCAUGCUGGUGGUUCGGUAAUAUAUAGAGUUUUAAGUCCUGGUGAAAAAAUUAGGGUAACUACUGGUAGUAUUGUAGCUUUUGAAUCAACAGUUGAUUUUCAAAUAGAGUUUGUUAAAGGUGUUAAAAAUAUUUUAUUCAGUGGCGAAGGUUUAACAUUCGCAGCAAUAACUGGACCAGGUAUGGUAGUAUUACAAUCAAUGCCAUUUGAAAGAUUAGUUAGGGCUAUUGCAGGUUCUGGAUUAAUAGGAGUCUCGACCAGUUCAUCACCAUCUUCCUCAUCAUCAUCAUCGCAAUCUUCCUCCACAAAUGAACAAAGAUAA